CCACUUCUUGUUGGGGGUUGGGGUUUGGUGAUGGAACAACUCAUUCUCUCUCUCUCUCUCUCUCUCUCUGUCUCUCUUGUGAAGCAUAAAUCCACGAACCUCCACAAGCACUAAGCCUCCAAAGAGAGAGAUGGGUUCUACUGUAAGGGAGGAGAAGAAGCCCCAUGCCGUAUGCAUCCCAGUCCCAGCCCAAGGCCACCUUAGCGCUAUGCUCAAGGUAGCAAAGCUUCUUCAUCACAGAGGCUUCCAUAUCACCUUUGUCAACACUGAAUACAAUCACAGACGCUUACUUAAGUCAAGAGGUCCUGAUUCUCUAAAGGGCUUACCUGACUUUCACUUCCACACCAUUCCUGAUGGUCUCCCACAUUCAGAUAACAUUGAUACUACCCAAGACGUUCCUUCCCUAUGUGACUCCACCAGGAAGACUUGUUUAGUUCCCUUCCGCAACCUCCUCUCUCAACUCAACGCCGAUGUCAACAUCCCUCCGGUCACCGGCAUAGUUUCUGAUGGUUGCAUGAGCUUCACUCUUCAAGCAGCUGAGGAACUUGGAGUCCCUCAAGUUAUGUUUUGGACGCAUAGUGCUUGUGGCUUUUUCGCUUACUUGAACUAUCACUUCCUCAUGGAAAAAGGCUUUAUACCUCUCAAAGAUGCAAGCUACUUGACAAAUGGGUAUCUAGACACUCCCAUUGACUGCAUCCCAGGAAUGAAGAACAUGCGCUUGAGAGAUCUACCCAGUACUGCCCGAGCUACCGAUCCCAAUGACUUAAUGCUCGACUUCAUCAAUGGAGAAACAAAGAGAACCAAGAAAGCUACGGCAGUCAUUUUAAACACCUUUGAUGCCCUUGAUCAAGACAUCUUGGAUGUACUCUCCACUAUGUUGCCUCGUGUUUACACCAUUGGACCUCUACAAUUGUUGUUGAACCAGUUGCAGAUUGAUGAUGAUUUGAAGUCUAUAGGUUCCAAUCUAUGGAGAGAAGAAUCGGAUUGUCUUGAAUGGCUCAAUUCCAAAGAACUCGGUUCGGUGGUCUACGUGAAUUUUGGUAGCAUCACGGUAAUGACGACUCAACAACUCACUGAGUUUGCUUGGGGACUCGCUAAUAGUGAGCAGACAUUCUUGUGGAUCAUAAGACCUAAUCUUGUGGUGGGUGACUCGGCCGUGUUACCAACCGAGUUCAUGACUCAGACCAAAGAGAGAGGUAUGUUGGGGGGUUGGUGCCCACAAGAGAAAGUCCUGAGUCACCCAGCCAUUGGUGGGUUUUUAACACAUAGUGGUUGGAACUCUACACUUGAUAGCAUCUGUGGUGGUGUGCCUAUGAUCUGUUGGCCUUUCUUCGCUGAGCAACUAACCAACUGUAGGUAUUCAUGUGUUAAUUGGGGGAUAGGGGAUGAAAUUCACCCAGAUGUGAAGAGGGAAGAUGUUGAGAGGCUUGUGAGGGAGUUGAUGGUGGGGGCUAAGGGUAAGGAGAUGAAGAAGAAGGCCAUGGAAUGGAAGAAGAAAGCAGAGGAGGCCACUGCUCCUGGUGGCCCCUCCCAUGUCAAUUUUGACAACUUGGUGAAUGAAAUUCUUCUCUCCAAGAGAUAUUAAAUAAUCAAACUUUUCAAGGUUUCAUGUGGAUCAUGGCAGCAGAUCAUGUAUUAAGAAAAAAACGUAUAUAUUAUAUAUUGCUUAGAUCUGAUAAUA
This is a messenger RNA of Macadamia integrifolia, 1681 nucleotides long. Its product is annotated as 7-deoxyloganetin glucosyltransferase-like. Bases 131 to 1585 code for a protein of 484 amino acids. The transcript has 2 exons. Gene Ontology annotation, molecular function: UDP-glycosyltransferase activity. Lineage: Eukaryota; Viridiplantae; Streptophyta; Magnoliopsida; Proteales; Proteaceae. The record is from RefSeq and is a predicted model, not a curated record.